GCGCGGCGGCGGCGGCUGCUGGUGGCCGUUUCCUGCUGGCCUGGCGGCGGCUGCACGGGGCGGGCGGGAGGAUGCGGCGCAGGUCUCGGCUGCUGCUCUGCUUCGCCUUCCUCUGGGUGCUGGGCAUCGCCUACUACAUGUACUCGGGGGGCAGCGCCGCGCUGGCCGGGGGCGGCAGGAAGGAGGACCCAAAUGACAUUGAUGCACUAAAAAAGAAAGACCCUCGCAGUAACAAUGGGGAAGACAAAGCACAAAAUGUGGAGACCCUACCUCCAGGAAAAGUUCGAUGGCAAGAUUUUGAUCAAGACAGUUAUGUUGGUGUCACUAUGGUCCGAUCUGGUCAAGACCCAUACGCUCGUAAUAAGUUCAAUCAAGUAGAAAGUGACAAACUGCAAAUGGACAGAAACAUACCUGAUACCAGGCAUGAUCAGUGUCAACGGAAACAAUGGCGGAUAGACCUGCCAUCCACUAGUGUAGUGAUCACCUUCCACAACGAGGCCAGAUCUGCUUUACUUCGAACUGUUGUCAGUGUGCUUAAAAAGAGCCCAUCACAUCUUAUCAAAGAAAUCAUACUGGUGGAUGACUACAGCAAUGAUCCUGAGGAUGGUGCUCUGUUGGGGAAAAUUGAGAAAGUGCGGGUCCUUCGAAAUGAUCGUCGAGAAGGCUUGAUGCGCUCCCGUGUCAGAGGGGCAGAUGCAGCACAGGCUAAAGUACUGACAUUCCUGGACAGUCACUGUGAAUGCAAUGAGCACUGGCUGGAACCUCUUCUGGAGAGAGUAGCUGAGGACAAGACCAGAGUUGUGUCUCCUAUAAUUGAUGUAAUUAAUAUGGACAACUUCCAGUACGUGGGGGCGUCAGCUGAUUUAAAAGGCGGCUUUGAUUGGAACUUGGUGUUCAAAUGGGAUUACAUGACACCAGAGCAAAGAAGAGCAAGACAAGGAAACCCAGUUGCUCCCAUAAAAACACCAAUGAUAGCUGGCGGGUUGUUCGUGAUGGACAAAUUCUAUUUCGAAGAGUUAGGAAAGUACGAUAUGAUGAUGGAUGUGUGGGGUGGAGAAAACUUAGAGAUUUCAUUCAGAGUGUGGCAAUGUGGAGGGAGCCUUGAAAUUAUCCCAUGCAGCAGAGUGGGUCAUGUAUUCCGCAAGCAACAUCCUUACACCUUCCCUGGUGGGAGUGGUACUGUGUUUGCAAGAAAUACGCGUAGGGCAGCAGAAGUGUGGAUGGAUGAGUACAAAAAUUUCUAUUACGCAGCAGUGCCUUCAGCCAGAAACGUACCUUACGGCAAUAUUCAAAGCCGAAUGGAAUUGAGAAAGAGACUUAGCUGCAAACCUUUCAAGUGGUAUCUUGAAAAUGUCUAUCCUGAGUUAAGGGUACCUGAUCAUCAAGAUAUAGCUUUUGGGGCUUUGCAGCAGGGUACCAAUUGCCUCGACACUUUGGGCCAUUUUGCAGAUGGUGUUGUUGGAGUUUAUGAAUGUCAUAAUGCUGGGGGAAACCAGGAAUGGGCCUUAACUAAGGACAAGUCAGUGAAACAUAUGGAUUUGUGCCUUACUGUUGUGGACCGAGCACCUAGUUCACUAAUAAAACUCCAGGGCUGCAGAGAAAAUGACAGUAGACAGAAAUGGGAGCAAAUUGAGAGCAACUCUAAACUGAGGCAUGUUGGCAGUAAUCUGUGUCUAGACAGCCGAAAUGCCAAAAAUGGAGGUCUUACCGUUGAGGUCUGCAAUCCUUCUCUGUCGCAACAGUGGAAAUUCACACUUAAUCUACAGCAGUAGAAGGGCUUACACACACAACGCAAUCCUGUUUCCUAGACAUUGGGCAAAGUUUUGAUUGCAUUACUGAUAUAUUUCUUAAACUUUCCACGGAACUUAUAUACCUCAGUAUUCCAUCUUCGUCUGAAAAUAGGAGAGAACAAAGCCGAACACAAGAGAACCAAGGGGACGUGGAACACUGCAAUUAUCUCACUGAACGUAGUGCAGCAAAGUUCCCUUCUGGUGUGAAGACUUACCAGUUCCUGUCUGACUUCAGUUUAGUACUUGCACAGCAGAUGAUUAACAUCCCUAGAAACAAUUGAUGUACAGUAGAAAAUGGAUCUUAACAUGCAGAAGGAGGGAAGGGAAUAGGGUGGGGGGAGGGAGAGUGGGGGAAUAUAAACUGCUAGGAGAAAUUGAAAUCUCCAUUUACAUAGAAAUCCUCAUUUGUGGUUUCCAGAAGCUGAAGUGUCAUUUUGAAGGUUUUUUCCAUGUGUAAUUGGUAUAUUUGAAUAUGAACUUUUCUAUGAUGGACUCUAAAUAUAUAUAUUAUAUAUAUAAUAUAUAUAUUUUAUCAGUUCCCAACUGUUUAUGAGUUUUCCUCAUCUUGUAAUUACCAACCAAGUGAUUAACAUACGUAAACCGGAAAGUGGAUUGGAAUGUUGAGAGAACAAAACUUUGUGAAGGUGUGUCUUGUUCAUGCUAACACUGGAUGCUUUUGCUUUUCAAACUGGACCUGCUUCUUAGCACUUCACCAUCUUUGGAGAUUGUGGAACGCAGGAGGAGGAAGCGGAAACAGCAGAACAAACUGAUGGAUCUGCACACAUCAUUGCUUGGAUUGUCUCUUCUGACUGGGAAUUCAGUACAUGUGCCCUGGGUAUCUGUAAACUUGUACUUGAUAUUUAUGUUGAACAUUUCUCUAGUACUUGGUCUUUAAAAUACUUUUUUCCUUUAUUAAAAAAAAUUUACAUAAGCAGUGCAGCUCUUUCACAGGUGCAGCCAUUGGGGUUCAGCACAGUUUGUUUUUUAGCAGGACCCUGAUCAGCGUAAUUUCUUUGUCUUAAUGAGUCAGGAUAAGACAGAAUAGUAGCAUCACUGUGUACAGAUAGCACAAGAUCAUCAUAAAUUUUAAUCUGCCAGGAUCAGCAGCUACAUGAUAUCUCAGAGUUGCACUUGUUUAAUUUAUAAACCUGCUAUGGGGUAUCCUACUUGAGGGUUUUUUUUAUUAUUAUUCCUUCAAACAGAAUUGUUGAAACUGAUCCAGGCUCUACUCUGGGUACCAGCAGAUGCCAAGUGGUGUUUUUAAC
Caretta caretta (loggerhead turtle) is the source of this 3055-nucleotide messenger RNA. It is a transcript of the gene GALNT2, whose product is annotated as polypeptide N-acetylgalactosaminyltransferase 2. Gene Ontology annotation, molecular function: polypeptide N-acetylgalactosaminyltransferase activity. The record is from RefSeq and is a predicted model, not a curated record. Lineage: Eukaryota; Metazoa; Chordata; Testudines; Cheloniidae. Gene Ontology annotation, biological process: protein O-linked glycosylation. Gene Ontology annotation, cellular component: Golgi apparatus.